This is a messenger RNA of Ziziphus jujuba (common jujube), 2363 nucleotides long. RefSeq names its product cleavage and polyadenylation specificity factor subunit 3-II. Gene Ontology annotation, biological process: snRNA processing. The record is from RefSeq and is a predicted model, not a curated record. Bases 139 to 2184 code for a protein of 681 amino acids. The transcript is spliced from 13 exons. Lineage: Eukaryota; Viridiplantae; Streptophyta; Magnoliopsida; Rosales; Rhamnaceae. Gene Ontology annotation, cellular component: nucleus.
CAAUUUGCAAGAAAAGCGGCAAUUUUAUUAUAUAAGAUUUUUUUUUUUUAUUUUUAAAAUUUUUUUUUUGGGGUAGCAAUUCAAUUAACACGGGUGAAAAAACCAACAACAAAAAGCGCGCCAAGAAGGCGGUCACUCAUGGCAAUCGACUGUCUCGUCCUCGGCGCUGGGCAAGAAGUUGGGAAGAGCUGCGUAGUGGUCUCUAUCAAUGGCAAGAGAAUCAUGUUCGAUUGCGGGAUGCAUAUGGGCUAUCUCGACCAUCGUCGAUACCCAGAUUUCUCACUCAUCCUCGGAUCCGGAGGUUCAGGAUUCGACCAAGCACUCGAUUGCAUUAUCAUAACCCACUUUCACCUAGAUCACGUUGGGGCUCUUCCUUAUUUCACUCAAGUUUGUGGCUAUGGCGGACCCAUUUACAUGACGUAUCCAACAAAGGCAUUGGCUCCGCUUAUGUUGGAGGAUUUUCGUAAAGUGAUGGUUGAGCGAAGGGGUGAGGAAGAACAAUUUACUUCUGAUCAUAUAGCCGAAUGCAUGAAGAAAGUUAUAGCAGUGGAUCUGAAGCAGACUGUGCAGGUUGAUAAAGAUCUUCAAAUCCGUGCAUACUAUGCAGGACACGUAAGGCUUGCUCUAGAGCACAUGGUCUCUUCAAAGCCAUUUUUGCCCUCCACAAUAGUUAUAGGAGCUGCAAUGUUUUAUGCAAAGGUGGGAGAUACUGCUAUAGUGUAUACAGGAGAUUACAAUAUGACACCAGAUCGACAUCUUGGAGCUGCUCAAAUUGAUAGACUACAUUUGGACCUUCUCAUAACAGAGUCCACAUAUGCAACAACCACUCGUGAUUCAAAAUAUGGUCGGGAGAGGGAAUUUCUUAAAGCUGUUCACAAAUGCAUUGCUGGUGGAGGAAAAGUGCUCAUUCCUACAUUUGCCCUUGGAAGAGCUCAGGAACUCUGCAUCUUGUUGGAUGAUUACUGGGAGCGCAUGAAUCUAAAGGUUCCAAUUUACUUUUCAGCAGGUCUAACCAUUCAAGCCAAUAUGUAUUAUAAAAUGCUAAUCAGUUGGACCAGUCAGAAGAUUAAGGAGACCUAUUCCACACGCAACGCAUUUGAUUUCAAAAACGUUACAAAUUUUGACCGGUCUAUGAUAGAUGCACCUGGACCUUGUGUUCUGUUUGCCACACCAGGAAUGAUCAGUGGUGGUUUUUCACUUGAGGUUUUUAAGCACUGGGCUCCGUCCGAUAAGAAUCUUGUUACAUUGCCUGGGUAUUGUGUAGCUGGAACCAUAGGACAUAAACUGAUGUCAGGGAAACCUACCAAAAUUGAUCUGGACAAGGACACUCAAAUAGACGUGCGAUGCCAGAUUCACCAACUGUCCUUUAGUCCUCAUACAGAUGCGAAAGGGAUUAUGGAUCUUGUCAAAUUUCUCUCCCCUAAGCACGUCCUACUUGUUCAUGGUGAAAAGCCUAAGAUGGCUACUUUGAAAGGAAGAAUUCAAUCUGAGCUAGGCAUUCCAUGUUAUGACCCUGCAAAUAACGACACUGUGUCAAUUCCUUCAACCCACUAUGUGAAAGCAUUAGCCUCAGACACCUUCAUUCGUAGUUGCUCACAUCCAAAUUUCAAAUUUUUGGAAAAUAGCUUAGAGGAUGGAAAUGGUGGUUCAAGAUUCAAAUUUGGAAACUCUGAGCUGCAGCUACAAGUAACCGACGAAAGGGUAGCAGAGGGAAUCUUGGUUAUGGAGAAAAGCAAAAAAGCAAAGGUGGUACACCAAGAAGAGCUUUUGCUCAUGUUAGGAGAAAAAGAGCACAAAGUUCAGUUUGCUUAUUGUUGCCCUGUUCGUAUUGGCAGCUUAGAAGAGACCAAAAGCACAGAUAUUACUCCUACAAAUAAUAGGUUGUGUGUAACUGGCAGAUGCUUGUGGCUUCGCGUGUUAUUCGCUAGACUUUCGAGUGAAUUUUCCGGUGGGAACAUCCAGGAUUUUGGAGAAUAUCUUCAAGUAGAGUCAUUUCAAGUUUCCAUUUGUUCCAAGGACAACUGCCCUAACAGAAUAACUGAAACUCAGAAAAAUAAUUCUGAAGAUGUUGUGUAUUUCUGCUGUACAUGGUCAAUUGUUGACGAGAAGAUUGCACAAAAAAUUAUUUCAAUCCUGGAAAAUUUCGACUACAGUACAGUACAAGGCACUGGUGGAUUUACUUGAGGUCCAAGUCCAGGAUUUUUUUUUUUUUUUUAAAUGUUAUUAGUGAUUUUGUGCAAUUACAAUUUGUCAUGGUUAUUUAAAGGAUGUUCCUCUUUGCACAUUGCGUUCAAUAUUUGUAUCUCUUUUUGUUUUUAUUUUUUAAUUAAUACAAAUUUUGGUUUUUGAAACUCUAUUGGAAA